AACCAGAUAUCGUCAUGUGGCAGUAUCGGACAAUCGGCCUUUUGGCCUUAAUACUUGCAGCAUGUGUCCAAGCACAAAUCGGGGGCGGUACACACACCGAUGGUGGAUUCGAAGGUUACAAGGGAAUCGGCGGUGGAGUUGGUGGAAUUAGCGAAAUUGAAGGUGUCAGGAAUGGAUUCAGAUUUAAUGAAGAUAAAUUACUGUCACUGCGUACGAAGCGAUAUAGCGGAGGCUUCGCCUCCAGUAGCGCUAGCAGUUCGGCUAGCGCAAGCUCGUAUGGUGGUGGUAGCGGUGUCUCCAAAUCCAAUUCUCAAGCUUACGGCAGUGCUUCGGCAGGUGCACAAUCCUCGGCUUUGACGAAUGGUGGAUACGGAGGCGGUGGACAUGGCGGCGGUGGAUACGGUGGUGGUGGACUCGGUGGUGGCGGACUCGGUGGUGGCGGUGGUCACGGUGGACUCGGAGGUGGCGGUGGACACGGCGAUUAUGGGGGUGCAGGUGGACACGGCGGUUACGGGAGUGGCGGUGGACACGGUGGUUACGGGAGUGGCGGUGGACACGGUGGACUCGGAGGUGGAUACGGAGGCGGCAGCCACGGCGGUAUAGGGGGUGGACAUGGCGGACUCGGAGGUGGUCACGGUGGACUCGGAGGUGGCGGCGGUCACGGUGGACUCGGAGGUGGUGAUGGACACGGUGGACUCGGAGGUGGCGGUGGACAUGGUGGACUCGGAGGUGGCGGUGGACAUGGUGGACUCGGAGGUGGACAUGGUGGACUCGGAGGUGGUCAUGGUGGUCUCGGAGGUGGUCACGGUGGACUUGGAGGUGGCGGUGGACAUGGUGGAUAUGAAAGCGGCGGUGGUGGAUUCGGAGGUGGACACGGCGGCAGCGGUGGGUACGGAGGUGGACACGCCGGCAGCGGUGGAUACGGAAGUGGAGGACAUGGAGGCGGCGGUGGGUACGGAGGUGGCGGCCACGGAGGCGGUACAUAUGGACUCGGCGGCUAUGGUAGUGAUAGUCACGGUGGUGGUGGAGGUGGAAUUGACAAAAUUAGUGGAGGUUUGGGAGGUGGGCCUAGCGCCGGCGGCUACGGUGGAAGUAGUGCCGGUGCUGGCAGUUAUGGAGGAAGUGGCUCUGGAGGACAUGGUAGUGGUGAUGUCCACGGAGGAUAUGGUCAUGGUGGUAGUUCUGGUAGUGGUGGUUAUGGCGGGGCUGGUUCUCAUGCAGGUAGUCACGGAGGCGGUGGUGUCGGAGGUUACGGUGAAGCUGGCCAUGGUACCGGUGGUUUGGGUGGUGGACAUGGAGGACUCGGCGGUGGCCCUGGCGGACUAGGCGGUGGACAUGGAGGAGGUUUAAGCGGUGGAUACGGUGAAAGAGAAUUGAGCGGGGGACAUGGAGGUGGAUAUAGUAGUGCAACUGCCCAAGCUAGUGCAAGCGCAAAUGCCGGUGCUGGAGGAUAUGGAGGUCACGGAGGUCUUGGCGGUCACGGACCGGGAGUAGAUCUAUUCUCUCGUAUUGGUGAUACUGAAGACGGUCAGAGCGGUACUGUCGAAGGGGCCAAAGGAGUUUACAGCAGCAGCUCGUCUAACAUAGACAGUUCCGGUAAAGGCACUUACUCCGUUAAAGCUGGUAAAAUCCCAGCGUAAAUCUCGCGUUUCACUUUCAUCCUGAUUUCGGAAAUUGGUUGUUGCUGUGCUAGAGAUCUUCCCGACGACUGAAGAUGCAUAGCUGUGAUUACAAAUCUAUUUUUACAUAAACGUAGUACAAUUCAAGGUCUACGGUUUAUUUAUUUCCAAAUCGCCAAGCGUGAUAUGACGCUGAAAAUAAAUCCAUGAGAUUAUAUAACAUUCUCCUAAGUGCUUUAUUGACGUUUCCUAAUCCCACACCCAAAGGAAGAGCAUUAUGUCUUCUGCAAUUAGCGCUAUAAGAUUAAUGUUCAAAUGACAUCGAAAAUAUUUCCGUAUAAAAGAUUGUAAACCAAAUCACCUUCUUGACUAAAUUGUGAAACACUGAAAUCGAAUAAACUUUUAUUCUAUUCUCUAAUA
This is a messenger RNA of Cyphomyrmex costatus, 2039 nucleotides long. Its product is annotated as glycine-rich cell wall structural protein. The record is from RefSeq and is a predicted model, not a curated record. NCBI's taxonomy places the organism in Eukaryota, Metazoa, Arthropoda, Insecta, Hymenoptera, Formicidae. The transcript is spliced from 8 exons. Bases 15 to 1640 code for a protein of 541 amino acids.